This is a messenger RNA of Scophthalmus maximus (turbot), 2630 nucleotides long. It is a transcript of the gene smad6b, whose product is annotated as SMAD family member 6b. The transcript is spliced from 4 exons. Gene Ontology annotation, biological process: anatomical structure morphogenesis; regulation of transcription by RNA polymerase II; cell differentiation. The record is from RefSeq and is a predicted model, not a curated record. Gene Ontology annotation, cellular component: heteromeric SMAD protein complex. Gene Ontology annotation, molecular function: I-SMAD binding; transcription regulator inhibitor activity. NCBI's taxonomy places the organism in Eukaryota, Metazoa, Chordata, Actinopteri, Pleuronectiformes, Scophthalmidae. The coding region runs from base 793 to 2268 and encodes 491 amino acids.
CGCGCGCGUGUGUGUGUGUGUGUGUGUGUCUGUGUGUGUGUGUGUGUGUGUGUGUGUGGAAGAGUGGGGGAAGAGAAAAAAAGAAAAAGAGAGAAACGCUGAAAGAAAGGGAGCUGUGCUGCAGUUUGGUUUAGAUCUGAGUGGAGAAGCAGGAGCGCGACUCGGCCCCGGACUGAUCCUCUCCGCGUCGCUUCCAGCCCCGCGUGGAUAUUUGUGGUUGGGCUCGUUCGCUCGCAGAAGUGCACAGACGCCUCGCGGGGACGACGAGGAGCCCGACCCGCGGUGCGUGUCCCCGGGAUUGACCCUCGGCGCAGCGGCUCACGCUCGGCGCGCCGGUGCAGAGAGUGGACCCGCGCUCGUGAAAGGUCCCGGACCGGGUGUCGAGGUGCAGGCGGCCGCUUCUGGAUUAUGAGUCCGGGCGUACUGUGUUACCGUAGCGUGUAUUCUGCUUGUUUGUGUUCCCUCGCGACGGACGUGUAAACGUGCCUGGAUUAUUAAUCCCGCUGCGAGUCGCUCGGUCGUUCCGGUGUGAUCGGCUCAAUGAAUGCAUCCUGACCGGCCUGCUGCAGUGCGUUGGCCGUGCGCUUCCGUUGCCGUGGCCGCGAGACGAGCAGCCCCGAGUCUCAUGUUGCGGCUCUGCCUCCAGGGCUCGUCGGUCGGCUGCGCGUGCACCGCACGGCGUCUCGCGGACAUUGAUGUGUUGCAACGACCGUCGAAGUGUCUGUAACAUUCGGAUAUCUCCACACGAGUGACCGAGAAGAAAAAGACACAUCUCGAUUUCCAAGUUGUCGUAUGUUCAGGACGAAACGCUCAGGUCUUGUGCGGCGACUCUGGAGAAGCCGUUUGAUCCCAGAUACAGAAGGGGAAGAUGGAAAUGGCAAAACUAGUGAGGGCUGUAGGGACGAUCUGUUCGGCAACAACCCCGAGAAAAUUCCCAAAACGGAGCUCGGACCGAUGACCCCUAGCGGGUCUCUUGUGGGGCACGCGGGGGGCGUGUGCGCCCGGAGCCCCGCGGCGAGCGGCGGCCCCGGGGCCCCGGCGGACCGGGAUGGGGCCGCGGUGUGCGCCCAGCAGCAGGGGAGCCCCCGCUCCGCGCAGGACAGCGAGUGCCGGACAGUGACGUGCUGCCUAUUCAAAGACCGGGACCACCGCGAGCUUCGGGGUCCAGAGACGGCCCAGGGGACCACGGACCCGGGCUCGUGUCACUUCGCGCUGAGGGGCCUCGGACCUCGGAGGAGCGGCCCCCCCGAGCCGCAGGAGGCGAUGCCCCGCGCGCUGUUGGAUCAAGAACUGAAGUCGGCCACAUACUCUCUUCUCAAAAGGCUAAAGGAGAAGGCGCUGGAUACCUUAGUGGAGGCGGUGGAGUCCCGGGGAGGCAUGCCCAGCGACUGUGUUAUGAUUUCCCGCACAGAGCUGAGGCUGGGUGGCCAUGUGGCAUCCCCACAGCUGCUCGUGUGUAAACUGUACCGCUGGUCUGACCUGCAGCACUCGGCCCAGCUCAAACCGCUCUGUGAGUGCAAGAGCUUUGGGGCCCCGGACAGUCCCAUAGUGUGCUGCAACCCCUAUCACUACAGCCGGCUCUGUGGGCCAGAGUCACCCCCACCUCCUUAUUCGAGGCUUUCCCCUAAUGAAGAACACAAGCCACUGGAUCUGUCAGACUCCACAUUGUCUUACACUGAAACCGAGGCAGCCAGCUCACCAAACAUCACACCGGGGGAAUUCUCAGAUGCCAGUAUGUCGCCUGAUGCCCCGAAGCAGAGCCACUGGUGUAACGUGGCGUACUGGGAGCACCGCACACGCGUGGGUCGCCUCUACACAGUGUACCAGCACUCUGUCAGCAUCUUCUACGAUCUACCUCAGGGCACGGGCUUCUGCCUGGGCCAGCUCAACCUGGAACACCGGAGCAGCACCGUUCAGCGCACACGAGGCAAAAUCGGCUACGGCAUCCUCCUCAGCAAAGAGCCGGACGGCGUGUGGGCGUACAACCGCAGCGAGCACCCAAUCUUCGUCAACUCCCCCACUCUGGACAUGCCUAGCAGCAGAACUCUGGUGGUGCGAAAGGUGAUGCCAGGCUACUCCAUCAAGGUAUUUGACUAUGAGCGCUCGAGCCUCCUGAGGCACACCACCGAGGCUGACCUCCUGGACGGACCCUUUGACCCCAACAGUGUGCGCAUCAGCUUUGCUAAGGGCUGGGGCCCCUGCUACUCAAGACAGUUCAUCACCUCCUGCCCCUGCUGGCUGGAGAUCCUCCUCAACAACCAUAGAUAACACAGAUGGACCCCACAAACUAUCCCAAAUAUCAUCUACCUAGAUUUAAUAUAAAGUUUUAUAUAUUAUAUGAAAUAUAUAUUAUACUUGUAAAUACGGAGUCAUUUUUACAAUGUAAUUAUUUAUGUAUGGUGCAAUGUGUAUAUGGACAAGAGGAAAAAAAAUGGAAAAUGCACUUUGGCUUAUAUAUAUUAUAUAUAUAAAUAUAUAUAAAGAUAAAGAAUCUUUCAAUACCAACGUGAGAAAUUAUACAGCAAAAUUAGGAUGAGCCUGGAUUUGGUGUAUAGUUUUCAUAUACUAUUAAUAUCCAGACAAAAAGCUAACACCAUUCACACAUUGAUAAUAAAGUAUUCGCAUAAUAA